Molecule: messenger RNA, 1205 nt
Organism: Hyaena hyaena (striped hyena)
Lineage: Eukaryota; Metazoa; Chordata; Mammalia; Carnivora; Hyaenidae
Gene: CD300C
Product: CD300c molecule
Exons: 4
Coding region: 345-1001 (218 amino acids)
Cellular component (GO): plasma membrane
Molecular function (GO): transmembrane signaling receptor activity
Source: RefSeq, a predicted model, not a curated record
AUGUGGAUAGUGAGAGGAGCAGCUGUGGGCUGUGGAGAGGGACGGCAAUCUCACACCAACACCAGACCUGGAUUGGGACCUGUCCCCAGAUUGAGAAGAGCCCAGGGCACCAGGUCGUGGGCUCUGCUCCGGCCCGUGCUCUUCUCUCCCCAAGCUUCCUCCACCAUGACCAGCUCGAGUGACCAUGGAAGAAGACUGUGGGGACCAAAGCCAGGCUGGACAAGGAACCAAAGAAGCCUAGGAAAGCAGAAGUGGGACGCGGAGACCAGAACUUCUGUGAGAGGCUUGAAAUUGUUUCCCCUCAAGAGCCUGACAUUGCUGUGGGUGACGUCUGUGCCGUAGGAAUGACCCCAGGGGACGGGAGGGCAUGGCUGCCUGCAGCUCUGCUCCUUCUGCAAGUCCCAGGCUGUUUGUCUAUAAGUGGCCCCACCUCCGUGUCAGGCCCCAUGGGGGGAUCCCUGAGCGUGCGGUGUUCAUAUGAAGAGCGGUUAAGAGGAUAUCCCAAAUACUGGUGCAAACCAGCAUGUUUCCGGAAGAUUGUGGAGACCAAAGAGUCAGACAGAGAAGUGAGGAGUGGCCGCGUGUCCAUCAGGGACCAUCCUGCAAACCUCACCUUCACAGUGACCUUGGAGAACCUCGUAGAGGAUGAUGCAGGAACAUAUCGGUGUGGGGUCGAUACAUCCUGGUUAGGAUUCUCUGGAGAGCCCACCCUCACCAUCGAGGUAUCUGUGACCCCAGGCAGCACUAAAGCCCCCAGCAUCGUGAGGUCCACCAGCCCCCCAAGUCUUCACACGACCCUGCCAGCACCCAUGGGGAGCACUGCGAUCCGGCAAGAGACCCCCAGUCCCAGCCAACAUCCUGGGUCCCCGCUCAGCAGCGUCUACUUCCUGCUCCUGGUCUUCCUGGAGGUGCCCCUGCUUCUGAGCAUGCUCAGUGUGGUCCUCUGGGUAACCAGACCUCAGAGGGGCUCUGGGGGGCAGGCGGAGUCAGCCGGAUUAUGAAAACCAGUAACACCUAUUGCCCAUGGAUGAUCUGCUCCGGAGAACACAGCACCUUUCAUGGAUGAGAACGGCCUUCUGAUAACACAUCCAGCUGUUAUCCACAUUUCCAUCAGAACACUCUGUAAACACUUUUGGUAACUUUUUUCUUGCAAUGUAUCAUAGACACAAAGGAAUAGAUCCAAUAAAUGCAUACUCCUUUAAAUA